CCAGCUGUCCCUUUUAUGUUCUCUUGGGAAUGCCUGCUGCCAUCACCCUGCCAAGCAGACGGAGGUGAACAGAAGGAGGGUGGAGAAACAGUGUCCAGUGGUCCAACAAACAUCUAUGUCCUGAAUGUCCUUAUUAGUCCACGUGGGACUGCAAACCUGCUGCAUGGUCCCUCAGCUAUCAGGCUGUGGCUAAAGUUAGAUUGGCCUGCGCAAGGGUAUAUAAGCCCCCGGGGAUGUACGUAUAACGCGGCUUCACACUGUCUUCUCUUUCUUGAUCAUCCGAACCUCUACCGUCUCAAGAUGGCACCAAAGAAGGCCAAGAGGAGGGCAGCAGCAGGAGAGGGUGGUUCCUCCAACGUGUUCUCCAUGUUUGAGCAGAGCCAGAUUCAGGAGUACAAGGAGGCUUUCACAAUCAUCGACCAGAACAGAGAUGGUAUCAUCAGCAAAGAUGACCUGAGGGACGUGCUGGCCUCAAUGGGCCAGCUGAACGUGAAGAAUGAGGAGCUGGAAGCCAUGAUCAAGGAGGCCAGCGGCCCCAUCAACUUCACCGUCUUCCUCACCAUGUUCGGAGAGAAGCUGAAGGGUGCUGACCCCGAGGACGUUAUUCUUAGCGCCUUCAAGGUUCUGGACCCCGAUGCUACUGGAACCAUCAAGAAGGAAUUCCUCGAGGAGCUUCUGACCACUCAGUGCGACAGGUUCACCCCAGAGGAGAUCAAGAACAUGUGGGCCGCCUUCCCCCCAGAUGUUGCCGGCAACGUAGACUACAAGAACAUCUGCUACGUCAUCACACACGGAGAGGAGAAGGAGGAGUAAAGAGAAAAAGAUAGAAGACAAGAAAGACAGCAAUCCCUUUUGCUAUUCUGCCUUCCCUCACCCUUCUCUUUCCUCCCCCCCCUGCUCACCCCCCCCCUCCCCCCCAUGUGCUCAGCCGUGCUCACGUUCAAACCAGAGACUUGUCACACUUGACACAUGAGCGGACCGGAUUGCUCAUGAGAUGUCUAUGUUUGCUUAUGGGGAAUAGGGAUGGUUUUCAAUAAAAUUGUCAUAUAACAUCAUUUCCAUCCUCAAACUUUUCUCAAACACUCUCUUCUUUCUUUGCAACCGUCUUCCGUCUUCUCGCCUCUGCAUCUCCGUAUCUCUGUGUCACUUCAGCCUCUACUUCCCCUCAAUAUCUCUGAGGAGAAGGAAACAGGAAACAUGAGGACUUCAUUCCAUAUUCUGAAGAUGUCCUCAUGGGUGUAGAGAGGAGGUGAGAGGAGGGAGAGCUUUUUUUUUUUGCAGGUUAGAUGGGGGGGGGGGAAGUUUAAGUCUCCUUAAAGCGAUGACGGCUUUUUCCCUUGAAAAGUUAAAAAAAACAAAAAAAAAACUGAAGGGGAGGAGAGAAAGUGCCGAAAGAAAACAUUCAACUCUUCGAUUCAUUUCCCUUUUCUCCUUCCUGAAUCCAUUAAAUCACCUUUUUUUUUUUUUUCUCCAUAAGCUGUCAUCAGACUCUUCCUCGCCUUUCCUCUGUAACGAAUAAAAAGGGACAAACUGUGAAUAAAAUCUCUUUCCUUUUUGUACAA
Thunnus maccoyii (southern bluefin tuna) is the source of this 1562-nucleotide messenger RNA. It is a transcript of the gene mylpfa, whose product is annotated as myosin light chain, phosphorylatable, fast skeletal muscle a. Gene Ontology annotation, molecular function: calcium ion binding. The transcript is spliced from 9 exons. Gene Ontology annotation, cellular component: cytoplasm. The record is from RefSeq and is a predicted model, not a curated record. Bases 16 to 813 code for a protein of 265 amino acids. NCBI's taxonomy places the organism in Eukaryota, Metazoa, Chordata, Actinopteri, Scombriformes, Scombridae. Gene Ontology annotation, biological process: skeletal muscle tissue development.